Molecule: messenger RNA, 856 nt
Organism: Drosophila hydei
Lineage: Eukaryota; Metazoa; Arthropoda; Insecta; Diptera; Drosophilidae
Product: rab-like protein 3
Exons: 2
Coding region: 93-839 (248 amino acids)
Biological process (GO): intracellular protein transport
Cellular component (GO): endomembrane system
Molecular function (GO): GTP binding; GTPase activity
Source: RefSeq, a predicted model, not a curated record
UGAUCAUAGUUGGCAUGUUACACAUGCAAUUGAAUACAUUUGACAGCAAUUAGGCUUGAAAUAUACAUAUUUACAAGUUAAUUGGAACAAUAAUGGCGCAACAAACAAUACAACACGUACCCACAGCUCGCAUAUUGCUACUCGGCGAGGCAGGUGUUGGUAAGUCGCAACUAACAGAUCUUUUGGCCAGAAGCGUUGACACGCCCACGCCCUCCAGCAGGAGCGUCGGCGACGUCUGGUGGAACGUGCAGGUACGCCUGCACGAGUAUCCAUCGAAUAAAGGCAUGCCGCCCACACCCGAGUGGACAUCGUCCUCAUCGCCCAGUUCCUCGUCGCACAGCUCCGAGCCCUGUGGCUCGUAUAAACAGUUUCGAAGCCGGGCAGCCAGCGCAUGUGAGAUGAUUCCAUAUUUUGUGGAAUUUUAUGAUAUAAAGAGCUCCAUGCGCAUGGCGCGCGAGCAUCGGAAUCGCCUAUACCGGAAUAUCGAUGGCAUUAUAUUAGUGUACGAUCUGUUAGACAUGCGCACACAUGAUAGCCUGCACGACUUGCUGUACCAUCCCUUGCGCCAGAUUUGCCGAUAUCGGCACAAGCGUCUGCGGCCCAUAUUAAGGCGUCGCCAUGUGCCCAUCCUAGUUGUGGGCACCAAAUUGGAUAUGUUGAAAACGCGCCGAUUGCGCCGCUCGGGCGGCAUUGCCAGCCAAUUGGGCACAGAGGAGAUAUUGCUCAAUUGCUUGGACACCGACAGCUUUGCCGAGAAAUCGCGCAACGAGGGCAAAUUACACAAAUUUCUCAACAAUGCCGUCGAUUUCAAACAAUUUUUUCCAGCUAGACGCUACUGAAUUUACAUGCUUUUAUC